AUGUCUUUCACCAAUACACCUGUCACUCGGCUCGGUGUGGUCGGCCUGGUAGCUGGCUCUAUCAUCGCGAGUGUUCUUGACGUCAAGCACUACUUCUACAUUCUCAUCGACACACACAUAUGGAGAUACCGGCAAUUCUGGAGAAUCUUGGCCUACCAGCUAUGCUAUGUCAACUCCACAGAGGUACUUUUUGCUGCCAUGUCGUUAUACAACCUUCGCAUCGUUGAGAGAAUGUGGGGUUCUCGCAAGUUCGCUUCCUUCCUGACUGUCACUUUCUUCAUCACCUCCAUCAUACCGCCUGUUGUCUCGAUGGUAUUGCGGCCUCCCGCUGCUGGAUGGUUCAACUACAUCCCGGCUGGACCAACUCCUAUUAUCUUUGCUAUCCUAGCUCAGUAUCAUGCCAUGGUUCCGCACAUGUACAAGUAUCGAGUUGCCACGUCUGAGGCACCUCCCACCGACCGACCAUUCGUUGGUCUCACGUUCUCGGAUAAGUCCUACAAGUACGCCAUUGCGUUGCAUCUCGCACUCUUGCAAUGGCCAGGUUCGGUCCUGGGUGCAGCCACUGGAUGGAUUGUUGGAUACUCGUGGCGGGAAGGACUUCUCCCAGCUGCCCUUGUGCGCUGGCGAGUGCCGGGUUGGGUUGUAGGACUAAGCUCUCAUAGACGAAGUGCCGAGUUUGAAGGCCUUAGACGUCGACUCGAGGACGAGAACUCGACAACAGCUGUUGCAACCGGAGCUCAGGCUUCAACGGAGAGCCAGGCAGAGCGCCGGAGAACGAUGGGGCAGCAAAUCAUGGAUCAAGUCCGAGAGGUGCUUUAG
This is a messenger RNA of Fusarium mangiferae, 819 nucleotides long. RefSeq lists its product as uncharacterized. Gene Ontology annotation, molecular function: serine-type endopeptidase activity. NCBI's taxonomy places the organism in Eukaryota, Fungi, Ascomycota, Sordariomycetes, Hypocreales, Nectriaceae. The coding region runs from base 1 to 819 and encodes 272 amino acids. The record is from RefSeq and is a predicted model, not a curated record. The transcript has 2 exons. Gene Ontology annotation, cellular component: membrane.